GCCCGCCCGGCCGCAGCAUGCCCAACACGGACGGGCUCGACACGGCGCUGAGGAUGUCCCUGCAGCGGAAAUCCUCCAAGAUCCACUCCUCGGCGGGUCCUUACGAGGGGCUCUGAGCCAUGUGAACCCAACUGUGAAAGCACACGUUUGGAGACUGAGCAACUAUCAGUUGAAAAGCAAUUCAGAUGUGGCUGUGUGGUGGCACUGCAAAAUCCGAAGACCAUUCUGAGCUGAGUGGUGUGGAGGGGGGGACUGGUCACCCUCUUGUCAUCCUUAGUUAGGGAUUACCAUGGAGAUCACUUUAAUCAGCUUUGAGACCUGCUAAUGCUGUAGAGAUCUUUGAAGGACUGCUGCUGUUUUCGUCUUCGUGCAGCCAGUGCAAGAAGGAAUGAACAUGAUGUCUCUGUGGCGUCGCUGGAAGAGAUGCUUCUCUCUAGGACCCGUCUGUUCCCCCUCGGGCUAUAAGAAGGCGGAUGAUGAGAUGUCCGGAGCCACGUCCUCGGCGGAUCUGGACGAGGCACCAGCCCGCACCAUUUACUUGAACCAGCCCCAGCAGAGCAAGUUCCGCGACAACUGGGUCAGCACAGCUAAGUACAGUGUGGUGACAUUUCUACCUCGAUUCCUGUAUGAGCAGAUAAGAAAAGCUGCAAAUGCAUUCUUCCUCUUCAUUGCCUUACUGCAGCAAAUUCCAGAUGUCUCUCCGACAGGAAGAUAUACCACCUUGGUGCCAUUGCUAUUUAUUUUAACAGUUGCUGGCAUCAAAGAAAUCAUAGAAGAUUAUAAAAGGCAUAAGGCAGACAGUGCAGUGAAUAAAAAGAAAACAGUAGUACUAAGAAAUGGGAUGUGGCAGAACAUUAUGUGGAAAGAGGUAGCAGUAGGCGAUAUUGUGAAGGUCACCAAUGGGCAACAUCUUCCAGCAGACAUGAUCAUUAUAUCUUCCAGUGAACCACAAGCCAUGUGCUAUAUUGAAACAGCUAAUCUUGAUGGGGAGACAAAUCUUAAAAUACGACAGGGUUUGUCUCAAACGGCUAGUCUUCAGUCAAGAGAAGAAUUGAUGAAAGUAUCUGGAAGGAUAGAAUGUGAAGGACCCAACCGUCAUCUUUAUGACUUCACUGGAAACUUGCGCUUAGAUGGUCAAAGCCCAGUUCCUGUUGGUCCAGACCAGAUCUUGCUGAGAGGUGCACAACUGAGAAACACCCAGUGGGUCUUGGGUAUUGUUGUGUAUACAGGACAUGAUACAAAACUCAUGCAGAAUUCAACCAAAGCACCUCUGAAGAGAUCAAAUGUGGAGAAAGUAACUAAUAUGCAGAUCCUGGUUUUGUUCUGUAUUCUUCUGGUUAUGGCCCUUGUGAGUUCUGUAGGUGCCUUAUUAUGGAACAGAACACACGGUGAAGUCGUCUGGUACCUUGGCUCCAACAAAAUGCUGUCUGUCAACUUUGGAUACAAUCUGCUGACAUUUAUAAUCUUGUACAACAACCUUAUUCCAAUCAGUCUUCUGGUGACGUUGGAAGUUGUCAAGUUUACUCAGGCUCUUUUUAUAAAUUGGGACAUAGAUAUGUAUUACCCUGAAACAGAUACACCUGCAAUGGCCAGAACCUCAAACCUGAAUGAGGAACUUGGGCAGGUAAAAUACCUGUUUUCUGAUAAAACAGGUACUCUAACAUGCAAUAUCAUGAACUUCAAGAAAUGUAGUAUUGCUGGAGUGACAUAUGGUCACUUUCCUGAGCUGGAAAGAGAGCGCUCAUCAGAAGACUUCAGCCAGCUACCUCCUUCCACCAGUGAAUCAUGUGAAUUUGAUGACCCAAGACUGCUGCAAAACAUAGAAAAUGACCAUCCCACAGCUGUGCACAUACAGGAGUUCCUCACUCUUCUGGCUGUGUGUCAUACUGUUGUUCCUGAGAGACAAGGAAAUAAAAUUAUCUACCAAGCCUCCUCUCCAGAUGAAGGGGCAUUAGUGAAAGGAGCAAAAAAACUUGGUUAUGUCUUUACAGGCCGGACUCCACAUUCGGUUAUCAUUGAUGCGCUGGGAAAAGAAAAAACCUUUGAAAUUCUUAACGUGUUGGAGUUUUCAAGCAACAGGAAGAGAAUGUCAGUGAUUGUUCGAACUCCAGCAGGACAGCUACGUCUCUACUGCAAAGGGGCUGAUAAUGUAAUUUUUGAGAGGCUUUCAAAAGAUUCCCAGUAUAUGGAGCAAACGCUGUGCCACCUUGAAUACUUCGCAACAGAAGGUCUGAGGACUUUGUGCAUUGCUUAUGCGGAUCUGUCAGAAAAUUCUUACAGAGAGUGGCUGAAUGUCUACAAUGAAACCAGUACAGUUCUGAAAGACAGGACUCAGAAGCUGGAGGAAUGCUAUGAGAUCAUUGAAAAGGAUUUGCUGCUUCUUGGAGCUACAGCCAUUGAAGACCGCCUGCAAGCAGGUGUUCCAGAAACAAUAGCCACACUAAUGAAGGCAGAAAUUAAGAUAUGGAUUCUGACAGGGGACAAACAGGAAACAGCUCUCAAUAUAGGGUACUCUUGCAGACUCAUUUCCCAGAGUAUGUCUCUUAUCCUGGUCAAUGAGGAUUCACUAGAUGCAACAAGAGCCUCUCUGACUCAACAUUGUACCAAUUUGGGGGAGUCGCUGGGCAAGGAAAAUGAUAUCGCUCUGAUUAUUGAUGGCCACACACUGAAGUAUGCCCUUUCAUUUGAAGUCAGACAGAGCUUUCUGGACUUGGCACUCUCUUGUAAAGCAGUCAUUUGUUGCAGAGUAUCUCCUCUACAGAAGUCUGAAAUAGUAGACAUGGUCAAGAAACACGUCAAUGCCAUAACACUUGCCAUUGGGGAUGGUGCCAAUGACGUAGGAAUGAUCCAAACAGCUCACGUUGGAGUGGGGAUCAGUGGCAAUGAGGGCAUGCAGGCAACCAAUUGCUCGGAUUAUGCUAUUGCACAGUUUUCCUACUUGGAGAAGCUGUUGUUGGUCCAUGGAGCUUGGAGUUACAAUCGAGUUACCAAGUGCAUACUAUAUUGCUUCUACAAGAAUGUGGUUUUAUAUAUUAUUGAGCUUUGGUUUGCUUUCGUUAAUGGAUUUUCUGGGCAGAUCUUAUUUGAGCGAUGGUGCAUUGGUCUGUAUAAUGUGAUUUUCACAGCAUUGCCACCCUUUACUCUGGGAAUUUUUGAACGAUCGUGUACUCAAGAUAGCAUGCUUAGAUUUCCACAGCUAUAUAAAAUUACUCAAAAUGCAGAUGGGUUCAACACAAGGGUUUUCUGGGGUCACUGCAUCAAUGCCCUCAUCCAUUCCAUCAUUCUCUUCUGGCUCCCACUGAAAGUGCUGGAGCAUGAUGCAGUAUUCACAAAUGGCCAGGGAAUUGACUAUUUAUUUGUUGGAAACAUAGUUUACACUUAUGUUGUAGUCACUGUUUGUCUGAAAGCUGGCUUGGAAACAACUGCGUGGACUAGAUUCAGUCACCUGGCCGUCUGGGGAAGCAUGCUGCUCUGGCUGGUGUUCUUUGGUGUCUACUCAGCCAUCUGGCCCAUGUUUCCCAUCGCACCAGACAUGCUGGGACAGGCUGGAAUGGUCUUAAGAUGUGGAUACUUCUGGUUUGGCUUGUUUCUCGUGCCCACUGCGUGCCUUGUUAAAGACGUGGCAUGGACAGCGGCCAAGCAUACCUACCAUAAAACUUUACUGGAGCAAGUUCAGGAGUUGGAGAUGAAGACGAGAGAGCUGGGAAAAGCCAUGCUUCGUGAUAGUAACGGAAAGAGUGUGAACGAACGUGAUCAUUUGUUAAAAAGGCUUGGCAGGAAAACUCCUCCGAGCCUUUUCCGUGCUCAUUCUGUCCAGCAAAGUGUAUCGCAUGGGUAUGCGUUUUCUCAAGAAGAACACGGUGUUGUUUCCCAGUCGCAAGUUGUUCGAUCCUACGAUACAACCAAAAGGAGAGCAGAAAUAGAAUAAACGGUUCUUUACUCGUUGGGUGGUGGGAAUAAUGGGAUUUGGAUCAAUGCAUCCACUGUUAACACAUUCUUGACGAGGGUUGGCAGCAGCAGCCAAAACACCAGAGAACUCAUUUCUGUGGCCUUAGCCAACAAGUUUCUGUAUUCUCCCUGCAAACCUUGGGUACAUACUGUGGGGGGAAAUAAUUGUUUGAAUUCAGUCGCAAAGCUCUGCCUAAAGUUUUGUUUAUGUUGUUAUGAAGCAUUUGACUGUGCUGUGUGAGGUGUGAAAUUAAAAACAAUCUUUUACCACUAUUUAAAACAUCAGCAUAAGGUUGUUCUGGGAGAAAAGUAGAAAAUUUAUGUUCCAUGAGAAAUCAGCCUUUGCUUAAUUGGAACGGGGUGCUGAGAUUUCCUGUUUUGUUACACACAGACCAAGCGCACACGGCUGCAUGCAGACCUUACUCCCUCUAAUAUUCACCGGUUAUUAAUUUGGCUGAAAUUUUUAACUGACAAUUUGGCAUAAAAUUUUUGAUUGCAACACAGUCUGUAGGUAAAAAGGCUUAUUUGCUGCCAUAAGCUCUUAGAAAGCUUAUGCUGUCUGACAGAGUAACACAAGAUAGCAAUGAUUACUUAAAAUAUUUCUUGCCCUCUUAUGGGAUUUAUUAGGGCUCUAUCUUAGCUUUCUAAAACCCAAUUAAUAGCUCACUCAGGAAGCCAGGAUGUGAAAGUCAGAGAGCUCAGCAGGGCAGCUCUCUCGAGUGCAUGGCAUUGUGCACAAAGAUGAACUCAAAUAGGUGCCUCCUGGUAACUCUUCAUGACGUAUUUGGACAUGCACUUCAACUGUAGCCUGGGAUUUCCCUCUGUGACCCAUUCCCACUUUAACAACAGAACAAAACAGUGAGAACCUCAAAGGUAUAAGCUUGUCAGGUGUUGAGGAAGAAGAUGUGCGUCCAUGCAGGAGCCUGAUAUUGUAACCCUAAAGAAGCUUUCCCCUGACCAGGUAAGAUAAGCGUGCAAAGGAAGGUUAGGAACGGUUUACACACGUGCGUGCACACGCAUGUACACCCACAGAGCUGGUCAUUGUGAAGAAAAGACCUGCUGUUUGUUUGUUCAGCCAAACCCAGGCCCUCUUGUAGAUCUGAUCCAUCAGCAGGCUUCCUGACACACUCGGGCCAGUGGGCCCUGGAAGGAAUGCUGGCUCCAUGGCCUCGCUGUGCCAGUGGGACAGGCGUGCUGCUGCAUAGAUUGGAAUUUAAAAAAAAAAAAAAAAAAGGCAAAAACUGGGGCAUAAGUUAAAGCUGAAAGAGCUCUUAGAAAGCUUCUGCUGUCCUCCAGACAAGUUCUAUUAAUUUUAGUCGCCAAGCCACGUUUCUGAAUAGCAUAAAGUAAAUACUGCUGUGUUUUAGCCAGGUUUCAUGGUUAAUGUAUAUACUCCAUCUGUGCAUUUUAAAAAGUUGGCGUUGUUUUUUGCCCUAUUGACAGUCAUCCAGAACUUUUUAUUGAUUUAAAUGUAUCCAAAAGCAAUUUUAAUAUGAAUAUUUAUGUUUAGCAAGGAAAAUGAAAACACCAGCCUGGCCCACUGGCUUAAUCUUCCUUAAGGGUUGUGAGUAAAUGCCAGCGCUGAAGUGUCAUAGUUCAAUUCCCAGUGCCGGCUCGGAGUCCCCUUCCAUGUUAAAAAGAAAAUUCUGCUUCUGCAGCACCAGGCAGGAUUGCUCCUGGAUUAGGCUGAUGGCACAGAGGGAAAAGUUAUCACCACCUUUCUGCAGUGCUAAUGAGACAAUUAUGCAAUAAGGGAAAUGUGCAAAUAAUUUUGCCAUAGGCAUGAAUGUCAAGGGGCCAAGUGUGGGUAUAUGUAUUUUCUGGGAGAUGAAUUUUGUUUAAAGGCAUGAAUACUAGUGCAGAGUAUAAAUAAGGGGAGGGUAAACGUGAUCCCAGGAGAUUUUAAAUCUUAAUGCUGAUCUAACCUCUUAAACACUUUCUUUUAUUUAGAAACAAAAUCUAUUUAGGAAAUGUGAGGUGUAAGCCUGUCCUCAGAACUGCAAACUGUUUCUUCCUUUUGUAACAGCACAAGGAAAAUUAACUUCCCACUGAGACAAAGCGAGACCAGCUUAGUCUUUGUACUCUAAACCACACACUAAACAUUGGUAUGUAAACAGUUUGGAGGCUUUUCACGAGGAUACAGAAGAAAACUUCCAAAAACCUCUCGGUGGUGAAGAAAGGCAAGUAAAUGUGUUGAGCAGAGAAAAGAAAGUAUCCUGAAAUCUUUACUGUUUUUAACUCAGUGCAACAGAAUUUUACAGACCAUAAUGAGAGAUGCUGAGGAGGAGCAGCUGUCAUCUAAUGUGAUUUAUUUUAUUAGUGCAGACUAUGGGCUGUAUCAUUUUGACCUCUCUGUAAAUUGAGGUCAGUGUGUGUCACAAACACAAACCCUCCCUAGAGUGGCUAGUGGCUUAGAUAGAGCUACGUGUGUUGGGUGUCAGCUCAAUGGGAAUUACACAUGGGGUUUGUCACAGGGCUAUACAGUAUGUGACACUGGGGCUAGCGGGUCAGACUUUAUCACCACUGUAAGGCCUUAAUCUCUAGCUGAGUUAAUCCUGUAGAGCCCACCCAGGUCAAGACCUGGCAUUCUUCUUGUUCUUUGGAGUCAUUACAGGAAUUAAUGUAGUGUAAUUAAUGUAUUGCUGUAGCCCGACUGUUGGCGUUGCUUGUCUUGGUGAACAGUGAUGAGGUGUAUUCCGGUGGUGUGUUCGCAAGAGAACAACAGCUGCUGUGCAUCAGCAGAAUUCCUUGUUCGUUAACACAGGGGCAUGCAGCAGUAACAGAGAACCUUUGAAAGCGCAGUGUGGAAGCAUUAUCAACUAGACAGGGUAUCGGAGCAGCAGGAAUGGAAGAUUUCUGCUUGACUGUCCAGACUUAACUACCGAAGGCUGAUCAGAAAAGGGUUUCUUGAGCAGCUCUCUGCACUGACCUAAGUGGGGGUGGGGGGUGGGGGGGGGGGGGUUGAAUACGCAGAAGGAAGUGGUGAUGUUCCUGAAUUAAACCUGAAUCUGCUUGCUUCUUUUUGUAACACCAUAAUCGCUGCUUGCAUAGAAGCUGCUGUUCCUUUAAUGAUUGCCUAGUAGCAAAUUAAAGCCGGUGAGCGGGAGCCUGAGCUGAGCGCUGCUGAGAAGUCUGUUGACAUUUUCUUUUCCUUGACAGGGCUUCAGGUCUUGCUGUAGGGAGCUAGCAUGGGAAGUCAGUAAUAACUUGUCAAGGAGAAAUGGCAAAUAACCAAUAAAAGUAUCUGAGUCCAACUAAGCUGCUAAUGUAUCUAAAAAUGUGUGUGGAGUUAACAUGAACUAUAUGGGCUGUAAAUUAAGAUAACAGUCAAGCCUCACUAAUCUGCACUUCACUAGACCACACGCCUCUUAGUGCAAGCCAGAAAUUUGCAGUCUCUUCCCCUGGCUCAGCCAGCAGCUAAUAGCAGAUGCUGCAGGGAAGUCUCCUCUUACCAAGAUUACAUUAUUUUUAUAGCGUGUACCGGAGCGUGUUUGCUGGGAGACAGUCAGUGCUCGUAAGUAAAGAAGAGAAAGCUCAGGUGGACCAGAAUAAGUGAAAUGCUGGGACUGUGCUGUGAUCAGUGGCCACACUGGCUGCAACUUGGCCCUCUGCGAACAACCCCAAGAGCUUGAGGGGUGCAUGCUGCAGGUUUAUUUUUCCCUUUUUGACUAACUCACCAAAUUUGCUGUUUUGCAUUGCCUCCAGUCAUCAGGGCCAACUAGUGAAGUUCUAUUUACAUUCUCCUUGGUUUUAUAAAUGACGACUUAAUUUAGCUUUCAAAUACUCCGAGGAAGACUGUCCUUUAGCUGUUAUGCCUCACAGCUCAAGUUUGAAGCGGAGCAGCCCUUGAGUGGGUGUUCACCCUCAAGAAGCACUUUGGAUUUGUCAGAUUUCUCCUUAAUUUUAAGGCACUGAGGAUAUUUUACCUUAGUUUUGGAUCAUCACACAGCAUCAAUGCCUUAAACUUGAGUCAGUUCUCAGGGAGAGCUCUGUGUCUUGUUGAGUCUAACAAUAAACGGUGAUGAUAUGAAAUACCUGAUGGGCCGGAGGAGAAUUUGGCUGUGUCUAUGCUAUACCUGAUACACCUGGGUAGCAGUUUGCUUUUGAAAUGUGGCACUGACCAUGCGUGUUCCUCAGUCUCCAGACGCUUGGGCUCCUCCUGUGCUAUCGGGAAGGACCCUGGCACUCAACUCCCCUGGCGUCCCUCUGUCCUACAGCUCCACACCUCCUUGAGAAUGCUGAGCACCAAGCAGAUCCAGGCCCUUCUCCCUGCGGGGUCCCCUGGGCACAGCCCCGAGGCUGUCCUGCAGGCAGCUGUUAGAGGCACAGGUGAAAUGCCUAUCAAAUGGGGAGCGUUUUGAAUUCAAAUCCGAGUGUUUCCCUAGCCAUAACUCAUAACUGCCGCUGCGGACAGUGUGAAGAGGUAUACAAGAAACGAAGAAUCAGCAGAUUAUGGACCUGAUGGCUGGACUUGUGCACAGCCCGUUCUCAUCCCAUCAGUCAGGCCCUGCAUGAGCAACCGUGGCACGUGGCGAGUGAGGGAACGGGCACUGUCACCUCUCUUUAGCACGUUGCUUAUUUGCAGCCACAUCACUGUUGUGCAGAAGCCCUCUGUGCAGGAGCUCUUUCCCAGACCCCACUCUGAAGGGCAGCUCUCCAGCCAGGCUAAGAGGCAGCCCUGAGGAGCUGCCUGUUCCGUAACGUGGUGGCACAGUUGUCUUUUGUGCCAUAGAUGGUGGCCAGUGAAACUCUCCUAGCAGCAGCAGGCAUAAAACAAGCUGCUCCAGGAGCACGGCCGCUGCUGCUUUGAAAAUGACCUGUUAGUGCUGAUGAGGUGGGGUCUUUGACAUGAGCUGAGCUUUCAGACGGAUGGUUUUCAGAGCUGACUCUUCCUCAUGCUGAGCCUUCUGGGUUGACUGCAGGUAAUUCCUGUUAGAAUAGAGUGAAACAUGCUUUUACCCUUUUUCUGUACCAUACAUGAAAGGCUUGGUGCUUGCUUUGGUGAAACCAUAUGCGUUGAUUAUUUUCUUAGAGCUUUCUCCUCCUGUGUGGCAUUGGGGCAAGUCUCUGUGGUUUGAUUACACAUUUAACACAGCCCUGCUCUCUUUUUAUUUUCACUAGUCUUACGAUAUUGCUUACACUGACUUCUCAGAACCAAAUAGCUCCAGGAGGGAGAGCUCAGAUCCUCUUACCUGAAAGCUUCAUUAUUCUCCAGACACCCAGGAGAGCCUCCACUACCCUUCAGUGCUUGUGACCGGAGCUGGGAGUCUGGAGAAGACCAUAGGAGAGGUCAGUACAAUAGAUGACAACAAAAAAAAUCCACAUGGGGUGCAGAGAAUAACUCUUUCCACACCUCUUUGUACCUAGCAGCAACAUUAAUGUAGACUUUGAGCCUUGUUUGCAAAUGAAAACCAGAAAGAGCCCUGCGCUGCUCAGCCACAGAACUGAAUCCCAAAGGGGAUCGCUUCCCAGUGGCCUGCAGCCUAGCCGGGUUUAUCUGGCCGGGAACGUGCUCUCGGAUGGGCUGUCUGGGGGGGUGAAGGGACUGGGAAACGAAAUGGCUUGGCCGAGUCCACUGCUGCUGUUAGAGGCAAGGGAGGGGAGGCAUUCCUCAGUCUGCCCUGAAGAGCUGUGAUAAAGCUUACUUUUACAGUUCCUUUCUGCAGCUCUGGGAAGGGAGAGAGAGAGAGCCACGUUGUGAGCUUGUGAAGCUCUGUUAUCACCUGAAGCUGAGCUUUCUCUGGCACCAAGCUGAGUCCCGGGCUUGGAGAAAGGGAAGGUGUCCCUGCCAUAAGCCCCCCUGCUUGGCAUCCCUCAGCUCUAGCAGAUUGUUUUCUGGGUUAUGACAGACAGCUAAAUUCUUUACUGGUGGUUGUUUGCCUCAUGGACCCACGGGAUUGGAGCGCUGACAUGAUUUCUGUCCUGACAGGGAAUGUUUUUCACAAAGAGGUAAUGGGACUUCUCCUUGGGUGUUGCUCUUGGGCAGGUUCCUAUCCCCCAGGCUGGUGGAAGGGACUUGGGAAUCUGGGGACCUGGGUCUUUUUGUGAUAGAGUGUGAAGCUGAGGGGUUGUUUCAUUUGGAUUCGUGGCUUGCUCAUUUGUGGUGUGGACAGAAAGUAACAUAGCUGAGUGCUGGUGUUUCUCCAAAGCGUUCCUUUCUGUGUGAAGAAGGUGAGACAAGUUCUCCUGACGUCUGCCACGAGGGAAUGGUUCUCUCUCAGCAUCUCUGAGGCUACUAAAGAGAAAUAGAAGGGGGUAAAUGACAAAUUCCGUGUGGGCAAGCCCAGCUCUGGGCAGUCACACGGAAAUCUAACGAUGAAGAAAAGACUAAUAUAUUGCCAAACUGUCACUGUGCAUAGCUGGGAGGUCAGCACCCUUGUAAUUAUGGAGUGAUGAAGCCAAAGGAAAAAGCCAACAUUAACAAAAAGACGUGAUUGUUUUAAAUUCUGACCACCUUACUGGGUGGCUUCCCUGCGAAGAUGUUCCAGAUGUUGUCUUGGCAUAAAUUAAUCAAUUUCAAAACUUCUGCAAGGGUUUCUUAGAAAACAUGGAAUUUAACAGACAAUGCAUAUGCGCUCCUUUGUCCUUCUGAUUGGUAUUUUGAUUCAGGAAGGGAAUGCAGGCACUUGCUGUUCUUACUGUCAAGAGCUCUUAGACUGGAAAAUUGCUCAAAGUUGUUUCUUAACUCUCUUUAAAAAAAAAAAAAAAAAUAGAAAAAAAAAAAAAAAAGAAAAGGGGCUCCAGAUAACAUAAAGCAAUGAGGCAGCAAAGCCCUCUGGGACUGUGUGUGCAUGUGUGUGUUGGAAGAGUCAUCCGACUAGAAACCCUCCCCCUGUCCCUCCUCCUGCCCCCAAAGUGCAGCCCAUUGCGCUGAGAGGUCAAAUAUUCAGCGGCUUGAGUGACAGGAUCUUUAACAGCAUCUUUUUCAUCAGCGAGCCAAGUCAUGUGCCCGCUUGUCUGUCAUAUCUGUACUCGAAUUGCUUAAAUAUUGUUUCAGAUGGGGAGGUUUUAAUCUGGAUAUGCAGAGAGGAGUAAUGCUGUGGGGGGAUGUUUAAUUGGCUCCCAGCAGAGCAGCAGUGGUGCGUGGGUUUUUUCCUCUAGAAGUGUUACCAUUUUCACGUCCUAUUAAUGUCCUCUGGUAGUUUAAAUACAGCAUCGCAUUACAGUGGAGUUUGUUUCCCUCCCCGACUGAAUACAAAUGAAGGUCAUUUACUUGUAUUUUUAGAAGGUUCGGAAAAAUUAGAAAAUUUGUAGCUUUGAACAGCAUUGUUGACUGUUGUAUGUCUGCACAAAAAUAUUUCCAAUAAACCUUUUAUUAAAGCA
Molecule: messenger RNA, 11271 nt
Organism: Tyto alba (common barn owl)
Lineage: Eukaryota; Metazoa; Chordata; Aves; Strigiformes; Tytonidae
Gene: ATP8A2
Product: ATPase phospholipid transporting 8A2
Exons: 39
Coding region: 389-3928 (1179 amino acids)
Biological process (GO): phospholipid translocation; neuron development
Cellular component (GO): plasma membrane
Molecular function (GO): ATP hydrolysis activity; ATP binding; ATPase-coupled intramembrane lipid carrier activity
Source: RefSeq, a predicted model, not a curated record